Messenger RNA from Chelonoidis abingdonii (Abingdon island giant tortoise), 5743 nucleotides. RefSeq names its product transmembrane protein 132A (gene TMEM132A). The record is from RefSeq and is a predicted model, not a curated record. NCBI's taxonomy places the organism in Eukaryota, Metazoa, Chordata, Testudines, Testudinidae. Gene Ontology annotation, cellular component: endoplasmic reticulum.
GGCGCAAGGGCAGAGGUGGUGCGGCGCUCGGGGGCCGGGGCAUGUUGAGGGUGCAGGGCGCGGGCGGGGGGAUCUGAGCCCCGCGCCAGCCCCAUGGCCCCGGGACGGGCAAGGAUGGUCCCUCCGGGAUCCGGCAGCGGCUGCCUUGUCCUGCUGGCCGCGCUGCUGGUCCUGGAGACGGCGAGAGUGAGCGGAGAAUCGGACCCCCCCGACCUUGUGUACCUGCCAGCCGAACUCAAAGUGCUGGACAUUCCAGACCAUUUCCGGCUGCAGCGGGUGGAUCGGUACCUGCCGGGAAAUGCUUCCCUGGGCUCCCGCUCUGAGACUUACCUCCUCCUCCAUCGCCAGCCAAUGGCAAAGCCACUUGUCCAAGCCACCUACCUGCCCUUCACUGCCCAACAGGUGGUGCUGGCAGCUGAUCCCCACCACAGGUACGGCUCCGUGGCCUGGGAUGUCCGAGCCGUGUCCAUUGAGGGCACAGUUUCUCCAGCUGAGCCGUAUGCCAGGGUCCUCUUCCACCUCAAGGGGCAGGACUGGCUGCUGGGACGGCACGACCUGCCCUGUGUCUCCCUGCAUGCUUUCCAUCAGAUGCGGGCUGCACAUGGAGCCUGUCACCUCCAGGCACCCCUGGGAGUGUGCGUGGUGGAGCUGGAGUUCCCCCCACGCUGGUUCUCCACCACACACCCCUCCUCACACAGCCGGCGCAGAGCUGCGGAGCCCGCCCAGCACCCUGAGCGAGCCGAGCUGUACUACAGCCUGGGGACUGGGGAAAUGUCUGCAGAGUGUAGCCAUGCGGGGCCCCGGGAGAGGCCCCGGCUAGGCACUGAGGGCACCAAGGAGAGACUGCACUAUGUCGGCGCUGUAGAGCUGCGAGCCACGGAUCCGCCUCGGCGCCAGGAAGUGCGGCUGGAUGACAACGUGCUCAUCCGGGUCCCCGACAUGGCACUGCGGCCAGGGCAGCUCUUCACGGCCACCCUGAUUCUCCAGCAGAACUUCACCGCUGACCUACUGACCCUGAGGAUCAAGGUGAAGAAGGGGCUGCAGGUCCUAGCGGCCCGUCCCGCUGUCCCCGAGGCCUGGACGGCCAAGCUGGACAAGUUCAAGGGUUCCAAGCAUCACACCGCUCUGGUCACCUGUCGCCGACAGGAUGCUGGCCAGUUGGACUGGAGGGCAGCGGAUUUCCCCGAGUUCCUCUACCUGGAUUUGGCAGUGGAGAACGGCACAAGGGGCCUGGCCUCCACGCGCCCUGUCACCUGGCAGGUGGAGUACCCUGGCCAGGAUCCUGAAGCCGAGAAGGACAAGAUGGUGUGGGAGAUCCAGGUGUCGGAGCGUGAUAUCAGGGCGCUGGUCCCGCUGGUGAAGGAGCAAGAGAUCGUGAACACUGCCCCCCUGACAGGGAUCCCCCAGGCGGUGCCGGUAAAGCUGGUUGCUGUGGAGAUGGGGGGAGCUGUGUUCGAGGUCACCGAGCAGAUGGGGUGUGAGUCUGCCAACAAACAGGUCCUGAAGGUGACGGACGCGUGCGACUCCGUCUACGUGGGGGGCAAGGAGAGCCGGGGUGCCCGUGGGGCACGAGUAGAUUUCUGGUUCCGCCGGCUCCAUGCCUCGCUGCUCUUCACCGUCUGGGUGCCGCUGCUGCCGCUGCGCGUCGAGCUGACCGACACCACGCUGGAGCAGGUGCGCGGCUGGAGGGUGCCUGGCGCCGCUCCUGACAGUAGCCUAGCGGAGCCCGAGGAGGCUGGGGAGGAGGCAGAGAGACAAGCUCGUGGCUGCCGGCUCCAGUACCAGCGCGCCGGCGUCCGCUUCCUGGCACACUUUGUGGCUCACCCACUGGACGGUGGACGGCACCUGACCUACAUGCCAAGCCCCGACUGGCUCUUGGAUGUCUCCCACCUAGUGGGCGGGCAAGCCAAGGUGCAGGACCCCCGCGUGGCCACGCUGGAGGGUGGGAGCGUGGUGAUUGGCCACGAACCAGGAGUGACGUCAGUGGAGGUGCGCUCCCCCGUCUCAGACUCCAUCCUGGGCGAGCAGACCCUGGUGGUAUCGGAUGAGAAGGUGGCCGUGUUGGAGCUGCAGGCCCAACUGGUGUCAGGCCUCUCGCUGGCGCUGAGCACGGAGCCGGGACACCCCGACGUCUUCACCGCCACCUGCCAGGCACUCUCAGCCCUGCACUCCCCAAAGCAGGAAGCGGUACUCAGCGUCUGGCUGGCAUUCACCGACCACACGCUGGCCCCCGUGGAGCUCUACGGCUGGCGGGACGUGGCGCUCUCCAUCUCCUCCCUGGACCCUGGCGUGGCCUGGGUGCGGCCAGAUGAGGAGCUGGCUCGCCCACUGAUCGUGGCCGAGGGGCCGGGCCGGGGGCCCCUCCUGCAGCUGGGCCUGCACACUGCGGACUUCUGCCGCAAAGGCAAGCACCGGGCACCGCUGGCUGUUGGCACCGCCUGGCUGGAGGUGGGCAUCAGCCGGCAGCUCCCAACCCCUGGUGGCCCACAGCCCCGCGAUCCCCGCCCGGAGUCCCCCUUCCAGCGGGCCGAGGGGGCCAUGUCCGGGGAGGCGGUGACAGCAGCAGCUACGGAGCCCAUGGUGGGGCCCCAGAAAUGGGCCCCAGCCAGGGUGGGACCCGACCUGACCAAGUUUGAGGGGCCCCAGGGCGGCACCUCUUCCGAGGAUGAAGGGCCUGGGGAGGAGGAGAAGGAGGAGGAGAUGGUGAAGGCCCCCGAGCAGGUGACAGACCUGGAGAUUGGGAUGUACGUUCUCCUGGGCGUCUUCUGCCUGGCCAUCUUCAUCUUUCUCGUAAACUGCAUUGUCUUUGUGCUGCGCUAUCAGCGCAAGGAGCCCCCUGAUGCUGGGCUGGGCCCAGCCCCCUCCACCCAGCAGCCCCAUAACUGGGUGUGGCUGGGCACCGACCAGGAGGAGCUGAGCCGCCAGCUGGAUCGCUGCAGCCAGCACCAAGAGCUCAGCCCCAAUCCCACCCCCGACCCCUCUGCUGCUGCCAAAGAUGGUGGAUGCUGCUGCUGCGGGACUCCCCCGGGCACGGAGAGAGGCAGGGGGGAGGCUGGGGCCCCUGAGUUCACGGAGCCUGAUUGGGGGGUCUCCACCAGCACUUUCCUCCCUGCGGUUCUGGGGAGCCCGGCCCUCCCCAGCACCUUGUCCCAGAAAGAGGUGGCUGCCCCGGGGGGCAGGCGUAAGCGGGUGGAGUUUGUGACCUUUGCCUCGCCCCGGGCCCCUGAAGGCGCCGCAUCCCCCCCGCCCUCCUCCGCCCCCACUGUCCAGUCCAUCCUGGUGGCCAGCGAGGACGACAUCCGCUGGGUCUGCGAGGACAUGGGGCUGAGGGACCCUGACGAGCUGAGGAGCUACAUGGAGAGGAUCCGGGGCAGCUCCUGACCUUGGCUCCCCCACACCCCACUGAUACCGUGCAGGGCAAAGCAGUAAGGGACCAGCCCCCGCUCCCCUUGGCCACCCUCCCAGGGAUCUGCACUGGGAUCCACUGGGCAUUCUCUGCCCAAACCUGCUCCCUCCCAGUCUGUGUUCGGAGGAGAGUACUGCCCCCUGGGGUUGCUGCCAGGGGUCAGGGCUCUACCCACUAGGGACGAGUCAUACGCCCCUUGAUCGCUGCGAUGUAGGGCUGCGUUCUAUAUUGACUCUGUCUCUGUCCCGGAGAUCCAGUCUGGGCGCCCUCAGUUUCUACCUUGAUCCCAGCUGAGGCCCCUCUUUCCCUCUCACUGGAGGGAGUUUGACCUUCUGGAUUUGGAACCCAGGCGUCCUGGUUAUCGCCCAGGAUCUGGGGGUACUUUCCCCACUGGUCUCCAACCCACCGAGGGGCAAGCUGGUGCCAGAUUCCCAUUUUGCUUUGGCUCUCAUUGCAAUGUUGUGUUGAUUGUGAUGGUUUUCAUGGCAAAUGUCCUUCCUGUGGUCUGACCAUCGGGAUAUUCUUCCCCCCACCCUCGGCUCACCUUGCAAGGGUGGGCCCCCUCCCCGGGGGUGCCGGCCGGCCCCCUUCACCCUGGCCAUGUGUUCGUUUUGUACGAUCUCUGGCAUUUUAUACCUGUAGCAUCAGGAGGCUGCCAUGACGGGUCCUUUAUUUAUGGAAGAUUUUUAAUUCUUAUGUUGUUACAAAAAUAAAGUAUUUAAAAACAAAUACCCAGCCCCUGUGCGAAUGGGGUGGGGGAAGGAACCUUUCCAUCCUUCCCUGCCUUUAUACUCAGAGCACCCCCUGGGUGGAAGGAGGAGAUGAGCAGCUGCAGGCUCCUGCUGCUAUCAAACUUCUCCAGUCUCUCGGCCUCAUUCUCAGCCCCCAUCUGCCACCGUAGGCCAUUCUUCCACUGGACUAUAGAGGGGAAUGCGGGAUGGCCCCUUGGGAAUACCCCCUGCACUGAGGGGCCUUCCCAGCUGGUAAAGAAUUGGGAGAAGGGCCUAGCUACCAGCCCCCAGCAAAUGAGGUGGAUCGGAGGCGUAGCUGAAUUGCAUUCACUGUGGCUGUUAUCUGCUUGCCACAGGAAGCAGCUCAUGAAUCAGAGCAGCCCUGGGGCUGCUCUAACCUGUCCCGGGGCAGGCACAGCCCAAGAAUACAGGGAGCAUGACAGUGUCUUAACAGCAGCCCCAUGCUGGAGGCUCAAAGAGGUGUCUCCAUGAAGAGAAACAUGCUGCGUGUGAGGUCAGCAGGAACAUGCGCGCACUUGAUUCAUAGCCCACACAGCCGCACGGUGAGAACGGGCCUCUUAAGAGCAGCCUUAUCUAAAAGGAAAAGUUACCCUUGGGACCUGAGCCAGGCAGCAGGGCUCCCCUCUCCUUGCUGUCCCAGCCUGCCCUCCCCACUGCCAGCAGCUUCAGCCUGUUUGACAACCCGGCCCACAGACCAUCAGAUCGAUUAGAAUUAGAUUUUCCAUUGCCAAGGAAAGCAGGUGCAUGGCUCCCUCGCUGGGCCUGCAGAAGAGGCAUCUCACGCGGGAAUUGUCAAUGGUUUCAAACCUGCAAAUGCGGAGGAUCCCAAAUGGGAGAGAUGGCCAGUUGGUUCCAAAGUGUGCCCAGCCCAGUGUUGCUGUGGGUUGGGAGCUUGGCUUAAAGGGAGGCUGCCACCUUUUGACUUGCUGUGGUUUUAGGAUGCUGAAAGAAUUUGGAGGAUCAGAUGGAUUCUUUUGUUCCCCGUUGCUGCUUGUCUGUUUGCAUUUCAGCUUGGACAGCGAAACUAGACAAGGAAGAAGGAUGGGCUAGGAGUUGGCACUCAGAGAUGAGUUUAGUUUCUAGCCCAGCCACAGGCUCCAGCGUUGACCUUGGGAAAGUCCUACUCAUGCAAAUGCCCAUGCUUAACUUUGUGCACCCUAUGCAUAAAUGUUCAGGGGAGGGGGGGGUAGUUUAAUCUCUGUGCCCCAGAUCACCAUCGUAAAAUAGGGAUCUGAAAACUUCUCUUCACGGACAGGAAUUUGCUCCCCACUCAGCUUGGCAGAGACCUUGGGAGCUUUUCACCUUCCUCUUCCUGUAAGCCCUCAGCUUGACUCUGCUGAGAGGUUAGGUUGUUGAGACCUUAGGUUCCCUCGGAAAACAGCAGGUCUGUCAGCGAGGUGGAAAGUAGAGUUGUUUGAAAUCUAGCAGUUUCAGUUCCUGGUGAGGUCUGUGGGCAGAAUUAGCUGGAUAUACAGAUCUCACUUCAAUUCCCUGCCACUGCAGAGGCCUUUGAUGACAUGCACCUCAAGGGCAGCAUCUCCGAAUCAUAGAAUAUCAGGGUUGGAAGAGACCUCAGGAAGUCAUC